Molecule: messenger RNA, 7134 nt
Organism: Neoarius graeffei (lesser salmon catfish)
Lineage: Eukaryota; Metazoa; Chordata; Actinopteri; Siluriformes; Ariidae
Product: ankyrin-3-like
Exons: 20
Coding region: 1-7134 (2377 amino acids)
Biological process (GO): protein localization to T-tubule; regulation of cardiac muscle contraction; signal transduction
Cellular component (GO): T-tubule
Molecular function (GO): protein binding
Source: RefSeq, a predicted model, not a curated record
AUGACCAUAGCUGAAGCACACUUGCAUCACUUGCCUGAUAAUCACCUCGCAGUCACUCGGGAACAGAAUGAGAGUUUCAGGCAUUAUAGCUGGACCCCAGACAUCGUGGGCCAUGCAAAGAACGUCAUGUCCAGUCCCAUCCACUCAGGGUGGACUCGUCCAUUACCCAAGCCGAAGUCACUGAGGUUCCUGGUGAGCUUCAUGGUAGAUGCCAGGGGUGGAUCUAUGAGAGGAAGUCGUCACAACGGUAUGCGCAUUAUCAUCCCACCCAGGAAGUGUCCAGCACCAACUCGAGUCACAUGCCGCUUAUCAAAACGCCAAUGCCUGCCACACCCACCUCCCAUGGUGGAGGGUGAGGGGCUUGUUAGCAGGAUAGUAGAGGUGGGACCAGCUGGAGCCCAUUUUUUGGGGCCAGUGAUUGUGGAGAUCCCACAUUUUGGAUCAAUGCGUGGAAAGGAGCGUGAACUGAUUGUACUGCGCAGUGAUAAUGGUCAUACGUGGAAGAAACAUCACUAUGACUGCCGUGAAGAAGAUCUCAUUGCUCUGCUGAAUGGCAUGGAUGAAGAACUGGACAGCCCUGCUGAGCUGGAGAAGAAGCAUAUCUGCCGCAUCAUUACUAAAGACUUCCCACAAUACUUUGCAGUUGUGUCUCGUAUUAAACAGGAGAGCAACUACAUAGGUCCUGAGGGUGGAGUGUUAACCAGCGAAUCUAUUCCAAUGGUAAGGGCUGCCUUUCCUCCUGGAGCACUCACCAAGAAGAUACAUGUCAUCUUACAGGCUCAGCCAGUGCCAGAGGAAAUUGUGUGCAGUAUGAUUGAUAACCGAGCCUCAUUCAGCCCCAUUGUAACCAUAGAACCCAGGAGAAGGAAGUUUCAUAAGCCUAUCACCAUGACAAUCCCUGUCCCACCCAGAGCUAAAGGUAAAGCUAAAGGACAUAAAGGAGGCACUGUUCCCUGCUUGAGACUGCUCUGCAGCAUCACAGGUGGCACUUCUCCAGCUCAGUGGGAGGAUAUCACUGGCACGACUCCACUCUCCUUUAUCACUGACUGUGUCUCAUUUACCACAAAUGUUUCAGCCAGAUUCUGGCUGGCAGACUGUCCACAAGUGAAUGAGACAGUUGCUCUGGCAACCCCAAUUUACAAGGAGUUGAUUUGUGUGCCAUACCUUGCCACAUUUGUAGUGUUUGUAAAGCCCAUUGACUUUGCAGAAGCACAGCUGCGUUGCUUCUGUAUGACUGAUGAUAAGGUGGACAAAACACUUGAGCAGCAGGAAAACUUUGAAGAAGUGGCAAGGAGCAAAGAUGUUGAGAUUUCAGAGGGAAAGCUCAUCUAUGUAUAUUGCUAUGGCAAUCUGUAUCCUGUCAGCAAGACCAGCCAGCAGCUUGUUUUUACCUUCCAUGCCUUCAGAGAGAACCGACUACCUUUCAAUGUCAAGGUGUGGGACAUGGAACAGGAGCCAUAUGGAAGACUAUCAUUUCUCAAAGAGCCGAAGACUACUAAAGGCCUUCCACAGAGCGCUAUCUGCAAUCUUAAUUUCACACUGCCAGAACAAAAGAAGGAGAUGAAGACAGAACCUGAUGAUGAGAGUGAAAGACCUGAUCAACGUCAUAUCACUGCUUCUUUAGCAUUACGGCAGCGCUUCAGUUGUCUGUCUGAUCCCACAUCCAAAAAGACCACAAGAGGAAACACUGCUCUGAAAACCGCAUUACAGACUUCUGGCUAUUCCAACAAACCUGCUUUUAUGACACACCAAUACCAUGCUUGGGUAACCAACUCAGCUGCUAAUGCCAGUGGCCAAGCCAAGACAAGAUUUGUCUCUCUCUCUAGCUCAUCCUCCAACACUCCAUCUGCCUCACCACUGAGGUCUGUGUUGUCAAAAAAAUCUGACUCCCCCAUCAGAUCAGUCAUUAGAGGCUCAUUUACACCUAUCAAGUCCGUCAAUGAUGUUGCAUUACCAGUAAACUCCUACAGAGCUGUCUCCUCAUCACAAAAGAUAGUGGCACAACAAGCCCAGUACCCAGUUCAGGCAUCUCUGACCCUCUUGUCAUCUCCAGUAAAAAAUGCCCCUGACUCUGUUAAAGACUUGCCAUCCCUUUCAGGCAGAGCCUCUCCACUCCCAGCUGAUGGCUCACUGCUAGAGAAGUCCUUUAUCACUAUGACUCCACCUCCUUCACCUAAGUCUUCUCUGAACAUGCAUUACUCAAAUUUUUCAUAUAACUCCGUUGACAGUUCAAAUGCUCCAACAGCUUCCCCCAUUAAAACAUUCUCAGGGCUCUCCACAAUCAAAACAACUAGUAAUACAUCCAGCUCUCAUAGUUCUCCAACUAAAUAUUACUCCUCAUCACCCAUCUUUCUCCUGUCUGACAGCCUACAAGAAAGGAUACAGGCUACAACAAUUGCUGCCACAACCAGUGUUAAUGCUCCAUUUGAUGAAGUAGAGAGGACACUAAACUCUUGCUCUGCGGGCUAUGAAACACUUAAGGCUGUGUUAUCUUCUCCACCUUCCUCCUAUCAGUCUAUUCAGUCUUCAGGUUCUGUCUAUAACUCUCUUAGAUCCCCCCCCAACUCCACCACUUCUGUCACCUAUAGCACAGUUGCAAUGCCUGUUUAUUCAGUUAUGAAAGUUUUGCCAGAACAGCAGUUUAAAAAGCUUCCUGACAUCUCCAAAUCAACAGCAGCACUCUUGUCCCACAGAAAAGCUAUGGCACCAGAGGCUAAAGCCCAAAGGCAGUCUACCUCUUCCAGAAUUCUGUCCUCUGAUAAAAUUUUGCCAUUAAUGUCCCCUGCCACCUCCUCAUCCCCUCUCUCAAACAACCAGGAGAUGCUGAAGGAUGUGCAUGCAAUGAAGGAGGAUUUAAUCAGAAUGUCAGCUAUUUUGCAAACUGACUCCAAAGGCUUCCAGUCUGACUCAUGUAAGGAACGUAAAACAGAAGAUGAGGAACCAUACACUAUUAUGGAGAAAGUCAAACAAGACUUAUUUAAAGUUAGUGAGAUACUAACCAAUGAUAUUCUGAAGGAAGAUAAAACGUACAAGAAAGGCAACAAGGCUGAAGCUUUAGAGGAUGCUAUUAAUAACCAACAAAAUGGAUGGAGGUACCCCCCUCGAUAUGAGACAGUAGCACCUCAGGUCAAAACAAGAGUUAUGACUGACAGAGAUUUUAACUUGGCAAAAGUGGUUGACUAUCUAACCAAUGACAUUGGCACACAUUCCUUAUCCAAAAUUGUAACAGCAACACAGACAAAUGAAGAAACCAAGAGUGAGAAAAAGGAAAAACAUAAACAUGUCUUAAUACCUGCUAUGGCAUUUCAAGAGUGCAAGGCCAAAAUGCCCCCAUUGAUAAUGUGCUCUUCACCAUCAGAGAAAGAACUAUCUAAGUUAGCAGAUGCAUUACUUGGUACAGAAGCCAUUCUAGGCUCAGAUGAUGUCUCAUAUGAUCAAGAUAAAAGUCCCCUGUCAGACAGUGGGUUUGAGACUCGGAGUGAGAGGACACCCUCAGCUCCACAGAGUGCUGACAUCAUAGGACCCACAGCUCCCUUCCAGGAAAUCUCACCAGUCAUUACUGAAACACGGACUGAAACUGUACAUGUCAUACGGAGUUACAAACCUCCAGAGGACACCAAUGAACUUAUAGCGGAUGAGGUUAAAAUGGCAAGUUCUCCAGCCCAAUGCACUGACACAGAUUUCAGCUUACCUCGUGACUACAAUAAAGAUAGAGUAAAAGCUUGCCAAGCCAGAUAUAGUCCAGAGGAAGAUAUCAUGUGUAAAGGCAUGCAACUUAAAGAAGAGACUCACAUAACAACCACUACCCAAAUGUUAUAUCACAGACAGACAAAUAAGGAGAGGUUUGAAGAGACCAUUAUAAAAUCCUUACAGUCUGGCCAAGAUCCUUCCAGAGAGUUAACUGGACUGCUUGAACAUCAGGGAAGGAAUGAGGGAUGGAAAGACCCACAAAGCGCUCUGAACAAAGAUUCAGUACCCAAAGUGGAACACAUUAUUGAGGUUCACAUUGAAAAAGGAAAUAAAACUGAACCUAUAGAGGUCAUCAUAAUGGAAACCAAAAAUCACCCUGAGAAGGAAAUGUACAUUUAUCAACCUAGCAGCAGGAAGAAUGCAUUUCAAAACAGACAGGAAGUGGAAAAAGUAAUCCUCCCUUCCUUACAGGAGGACAGUAUCAAGGCCACCACUGUCCAGUUAAUGACCAGAGACUUGUGCAAAACUCUAAAAUUACAAAGACCACACUCAAAAAAUUCAUCAAUUAUUAGAAAAGAGUCAAAUAAAAUUACAGAUAAAAUGCUACUCACUGAGAAAUUCAAUUCUUAUUCUGACUUGGAGGAAUAUUUGACUGAAAGGUCUCAUUCUUAUGAAGGGAGAACACAUGAUGACUCAAUGAGAUAUGUCAUGUUUAAACCAGAGACACCAGGUAGUGUCUUAGAUGGCAAUGAAUCCUGUGAUAAUCUAGCCCCACUGCAUGUUUCAGAUCCUGCUAGUCCAAAGAAGUCCAUUUGGACAAGUGUAUCUGAGAACAUGCAGGGAGGAAGUACAGAGAAAUUUAUAUUUGAGGACAGGAUAGAUAAAACUGUCAAAGAAGCAGAGAAAAAGCUUAGUGAGGUCUCAUUAUUCUUCCAGGAUAAAACAGAGAAACUGAAGGAUGAGCUUCAGACCCCUGAGAAGAAAAAUCAUAGGCCAAACAUUCAAGAAACUCAGUCUGGACCCUGUUCUACCUGCAGCAGUCCAGUAAGAACAGUAUUGAAGAAUGGUGCUGGUGCAGAACAGUGGAGCAGAGAAAGGUUCAGAGACAAUUAUGGUCCUUGUGAUUGGAAGUGUGCCAGCCUUCCAAGUAGCCCAGAGGGAUGUGUUUUGCUUCAAUAUAAUGAUGAUAAUGGAAAACAAGGGGACUACUCCUUGGCAAGUAGUGCAAGUAAAUCAUCCAAAUGUUUUCAGCCAUCAACAUCCAAGAUUAGCUUAGUUAGAAGGAAAUAUGGAGCGGCGGGUAAAAAACAAGAGAAGAUGCCUCAAUGUGGUCAAACUUCUGGAGCACUAGUAAAUAAGCUGCAGGAAAAUAAAUUAUCCAUCUAUCAGGUAAUUACUGGAGGGAAUCUCACAAAUCCAACAGAUCCAGGUGAACAGUGCCCAAAGGAGGUUCUUGAUAAAAGUAUUAAUGUAGUCUGCAUUGGUGUUGACCAUGAACAGUUUGGUUAUACAGAGAGUGUGACUCCAAGUGUCACAACAGAUAUCAAACCUUUAUCAGUUUAUGUCAGCAUUCCAGUGGGCAAGCAGUAUGAGAAAGAGACAGCUACUGGAAACCCUACAACCUGCAAAAAAGUAGAGAGCCAAACAACACAUGAGGCAAAGGAAGUGUUUUGUACUGUUAAACAGAGAAAGCAGCCUUCACCUCAAGGGAACCCAGAGGAUGAUGCACUACAGCAUAUAAUCUUUAUGGACAGUUCGAGAAGAGGUCCCAGCACUCCUGAGACACCCAGAUUUGAAGAGGUUAGUUAUGACUUAAAUUCCAGAGCACCACACUCUGUAAUUGGUUCUAUGGCAUGUGUUCCUUGCCCAAUUCCAGAGGAGUCAGAGGAAAAUGAGCAACCCAAGGCCUUUAUUUUCAGGAACGUCCCAGCAGAGAAAGCCAAAGCUGUUACUUCACCAGAAUUCUCUGAAAGGAACCAUGAGUCACUUGGAAAAAGAAAAAAAGGCAAACGGGUCGUGUACUUUGAAUUUCCACCACUUUUACCCCAAGACACUCAACAGUCUGACCAGAUGGAAUUGAAGAAGGGCUCACCACCUUCUGAGGCAGACACAGAGAUGAUGGAGGUGAAUCUUCAAGAGGAGCAUGACCGACACCUUUUUGCAGAGCCUGUGAUUCAAAUCCACCCACCAUCUCUUCUCCCACCUGGGGCUGAUGACAAUGAUUCCAGUGAUGAUCAGUCUGUCAUUAAGCCCAUUCCUCUCAAGAAGUACAACUUCACAAUUACUCAGAAUGAUAAAAAAUGCAUCAAAUCUAGGAGUCCAGACAGAAAUGGCUCCCAUCACAAAGAUUCACAAAGUAUAAAUGGUGUCAUUAAGGGAGAUGUGGAGGAUGAGCAAAAUAGCAAUGAUCAGUCUGUUACUGAUUGUUCUAUAGCAACAACUGCUGAGUAUUCCCAUGAUACUGAUGCCACAGAGAUAGACUCUCUGGAUGGGUAUGACCUGCAGGAUGAGGAUGAUGGGUUGAGUGAUACCAAAAUGUCAAGCCUUUCAAAUGAUGGAAAAACAGGUAACCACUCCUUCAGCCAGAUCAAACUGGAGGUUAGGAAAGAGGGUACCCCAAAUGAGGAUGCUGGAGAAAAGACGAAAUCUUUUAGCAAAUUGUACCAAAAAACAGAAAGUGGUACAGAUCAGUGCAAGGUCUACUCUUUGGAGGGAAGACACCCUGAUAGACAGGAGUUUGCAGACAGCCAUUUCAACUACAAGCUUGAGGAGGAAUUACCUUCUACUGUUGCCACAAAAGGCUUGAAUUUUGAUCCAUGGUCAAACAAAGGAGAAGAGGACGAAGUGUUUGAGCCCAGAAGCAAAGAUGAAGAUCCAAAACCUUUUGAUUUAUUGAUGGAGGACAAAUCACAAGCUACAACACCAGACAUCACUCCAGCUCGAACACCAACCGAUGACAGCACCCCAACUAGCGAGCCUAACCCCUUUCCCUUCCAUGAGGGAAAGAUGUUUGAGAUGACCCGUGGUGGUGCUAUUGAUAUGAGCAAGUGGGACUUUGUUGAAGAGAGGCUUCAGUUUUUUCAGAUUGGUCCACAGAGUCCAUGUGAAAGAACAGACCUUCGCAUGGCUAUUGUGGCUGAUCAUCUGGGACUUAGCUGGACUGAGUUGGCACGAGAAAUGAAUUUCUCAGUAGAUGAGAUCAAUCUCAUUCGCACUGAGAACCCUGACUCCCUCACUAACCAGAGUUUCAUGCUGCUGAAGAAGUGGGUGAGCAGAGAUGGAAAAAAUGCAACCACGGAUGUUCUGACUGCUGUGUUGACCAAAGUGAACCGGAUGGAUAUUGUGACUCUGCUGGAAGGGCCCAUAUUUGACUAUGGUAACAUUUCAGGCACCAGAAGUUUUGCAGAUGAUAGCGCUGUGGAGAAAGCAGAUGGUAAAGUUUAG